UUGAAUCAUGUCAGGCGGGAUUAUGCCCAUAAGCGGACCAAAGAGGCAUCUGUCUUCAUCAGCGACUUUUGCGAGAGGCAGAAAGAGGACAAGCUUGACCUCCUCUACUUCUUGCUUUGCGACAAUCCAAACGAAUGUGGUGACUCCAGGUAUAAAGAGGUUUUGGCAUCCUGGAGCAAGGAAAGCGUGUAGCUCACGGCUGAAGAUUGCCUUGCCAUGAGAGUCACAACAAAGACAUCAAAAACACAUUAUGAGGCUCAAUAUAGAAAGUUCAAGGCGAAGGGCACCAACAUUCUCAAGCCACCGCACAUUCUCACCGAGUUGCAAAAGGAUUUUAUGCCCGGUAGUGUAAGGUUUCGGCUGGAGGGAGGCACAGACAUCAUUCAUCACACCCCAGUCAAGGCAGGACAGUCUCAUGUAGAGUAUGGGGAGCUGUCCUUCGAGCUCCAGGAUGUGAAUAGAGAGGACCACCCAGGAUUGGAGACCCCCUUCCCCAACAUGAAAGGCGUGGCUUGGCCUUAUGCACACGCUCUUGCCAAGACCCUGGAAGAGUUGGAUGCAGAGAUCGUCAUGGGCUUGCAGAAGGCGGGACUUGAUCCUGAUGACGAUCUCUGCAUUCUUACUACUAUCAAAGAUGGCGCCGACGGGAUGGGGGACAUCUCCGUGACCAAAGCUGCGAGGGAUCGUCUCUUGCCAGACAAGGCCUUCCAGGCAGCUUUUGCAGUAAUAAAGUGCGAGGUAAUCAGGGACGGGGAGAAGGUGACGGUGUACGAGCCAGAUGCUCCAGACUCCACUUUUAAAACACGGCCAUUGAUUGAGGCUAUAGGGGACGAGAACAAUAGAGCGUCGGCCACUGUCCUCCUUGACGGCAUGGAACAUGACUGACAGGUGCUACGAGGGAAGGAGAUGUCUAUAAAUGUAGGUCCUGUGUGGAGACGGCAUAAAUUGAAAUUCUUCAAUUCCAUGAUUGAUGAAAAACUAGACCGAGCUAAUGGGGGUCUCCAGGGCAGUGGUUCACGCUUUGUGUGCACUCUGUGCCAUGCAACAAAGGAAUCUGCAAAAACUGAUUUGGGCACCUUCACUUCAGCGUAUCUCGAUCAUAUGAGGAAACAACCUCGACUGCAAAGUAUAUCCAAGUAAACCCGGACAAUCUCUCAGCAGCAGAACUCACAGAAGUAUCAAGGGGGGUAAAAUCACAUCCAAUAUUGCAAUCGGACCCAAAGGACAAACUAAUCGAUGCCACCCAUACAGAUAUUAACAUGGGAAACUUUUUCAAGAAGUUGAUCAUCUGUGAAGUUGCCAGGGUCCAAAGCUGG
Patiria miniata (bat star) is the source of this 1316-nucleotide messenger RNA. RefSeq lists its product as uncharacterized. The record is from RefSeq and is a predicted model, not a curated record. NCBI's taxonomy places the organism in Eukaryota, Metazoa, Echinodermata, Asteroidea, Valvatida, Asterinidae. Gene Ontology annotation, molecular function: ubiquitin protein ligase activity; sequence-specific DNA binding; endonuclease activity. Gene Ontology annotation, biological process: V(D)J recombination. The transcript has 2 exons. The coding region runs from base 217 to 885 and encodes 222 amino acids.